Molecule: messenger RNA, 3798 nt
Organism: Cynoglossus semilaevis (tongue sole)
Lineage: Eukaryota; Metazoa; Chordata; Actinopteri; Pleuronectiformes; Cynoglossidae
Gene: msantd1
Product: Myb/SANT-like DNA-binding domain containing 1
Exons: 3
Coding region: 1502-2341 (279 amino acids)
Biological process (GO): positive regulation of DNA-templated transcription
Cellular component (GO): nuclear body
Source: RefSeq, a predicted model, not a curated record
GUGUGUGUGUGUGUGUGUGUGUACCUUAAAGAAGACUUAUGCUUCAUUAUUUGGGUUUUUGGACCAUGUAAAGAAAGAAUUUUAGAGUCGUUUUAGAAACAUCCACUUCUAAAACUACUCCUGUUUAAAAUACUGAGUUAAAUGUGGUUUCCCACUCCUAAUCAGGCUGAUUCCUUUUAACUACAAGCUGAAGGCCAAAAGAGAAAAACUAGAAGACAGCCUCUCACAGUAAAAAAAAGAAAAAACAACUACCAUUCACCAUUUCAGUGCCUCUAAAGCUGUGCAGCUUAACAUUGCUCUUAAGAGACAGAUGUGAUGAGUUGGUUAAAGCAGCCUCGUUUGCUUUAGGAGUCCGCACAGAUGCAGCCUGUCAGGUAGUGUGCAGCAGAUGUGUUAAGGAUCUAACGAGGCCAGAACUGCGUUAAGCCAGGCUCUCAUCACCAAGCAGGGGGCUAAUAAAGAUGAAGGGAGGCUGCAGGCUGGCUGUGUUUGCUGCAUCACUUUCUGCUCCACUCCCACUGCAAAUGCAGCAGAGAUGCUGCAGAGAAAGGGUUUUACCGCCUGUGUGUAUAUUUAUGUGAAAGACCACUAAAAUGAAUAAGGGAGGGGCUUAAUAAAGGGAGGAAGGAGGAAAAUGCUCAUAUUAUGGUAGGUUAGGGAAGUUGGAAGAGGGGCAGAGCUGUUGCUGUGGUUUGCUGAGAUCUGAGUGGGGGGAGGGGUUUGCAACUGGUCAGUGAAAAAGUAAUGUCCUGCGGGGGUCUAUUGUCUGCAGCCUUCGAUAUGAAUAGAAAGCUGAUUACAGCAGCAUAUUGGAUGGCACUGCAGGGUUACGUAUAGCUGAUCAACACGUGGUGUCAUUUUGUCUUUCCAGUGAAAUCUGAUUUUUCAAAGCUCCAGACUGAGAGUUCCAUGUGAACCACACCAGAUGGAGCAGAUCUUUCCUCUCACUGUAUCGAAGCAGCUUGUCUAUUAUUAAAAGCUUUUAAACAGAGCAGUGUGUUGGCCCACGGCCAACUCCAGAGCUUGGUUGCCAAGGAAACACGUACUCUCAUGUCUAAUGGUCUCAGCUUUGUCUCUCUAUUUUAUUUUUUCUGCCUCCUCCCCAGAGGCUCAUGUUUCAAACCUGUCGGCAGUCUGCUGCACUCACACUGCUGCCUUUCAGCUAAAAGCUUUCUGUGCAGCAACUGGAUUAGAAUGGAGGGGAAAGGAGAGCGGACGGGAGUGGUUAGAGCAAAGGGGAGGGAAAAUGAAGGGCCUCCCUCAUCGUUGCCAAGGCAACUUGAUGUCAUGGUGACAUCAUGCACCGCUAAAAGCUUUUAACCGGAUUCAUCUCCUGCCUUAGGCCCCAUUUUGAGUCCUCUUUCAGCUAGGCUAUAGGGGGAAGGGGACAGGCAGGACCUUUUUGCAUAUUUCUCGCCUGCAUAACACACAGCUCUCAGCACAGUAAAACCCUUCAAGUCCAAGCUAUAAAGACUCUCAGGCCUAGAGAACCUUUAAAACCAUGGCAGCAGACGAUGGUUUCAGCUACCUAUUGCCAGUUCACAGUGAGAAACACAGACGCGCCCCCAACUGGACGGACGGUGAAAUGAAGGCCCUUCUCUAUGUGUGGGAGGAACACCACAACGAACUGAAAAUGAGCAAGAGGAACGCUAAGGUUUACGAGAAGAUGUCUCAGAGGUUUUUCCAGCUGACCGGGGAGCAGCGUUUCAAAGAGGAGAUCAAAAUGAAAAUCACCAACAUGUCUUUCCAAUACAGGCGACUGAAAGCCACAGCUGCUGAAAGUGGAGAAAUGCCGGACUGGCCGUACUUUAAACCCAUCGACAAGAUCCUCACCAAGCCGCUGGAGAAUGGACGAGUGGAGCCAUUGGAGUAUCAGGCCUUGGCUGCAGGGCCUUCCACAUCCUCCCAGACUGCAGACAACAUGGUGGCCCACCCAGAGGAGGGCAUGCUGGGAUUCCUGCCAGAGUACACAGGCUCCUCAGAUGAGAUGGAGAUAAAGCAAGAACUGGACUCUUUGAGUUCUGACAGUGACAACACACAGAUUUCCAGCUGCCACCCAAUUUCUUCAAAGAAGAAGUAUGCUAACAAGCAUCUAGCUUUUAAGAAAAAGAAGCUGCGAAUAAUGCAGUCCAUGCUACUGCAGCAAAAAAGGUCAAGCCGGGCAAUAGAAGAGACGUGCAGAGAGGUCCGUCGGGCCAUGCAUCAACAGAACCUUCUCCAGGUCCAGUGUCUGCAGCUGCAGGAGCGCAUGAUGAACCUUCUGGAGAAAAUGAUCCAGCCGUCGCCCUCCACAUUAGCGUCAUGGGCUCAGAGUGGAGUCAAAGAAACAGGGAAGAUGUGAAAAUGUGUAUACGUUUCAAAUGUUUGACAAGGUAGUCGUAUUGCCUAACCUAUAACCUCUCUGAAGCAGGAAUAAAAUGCCUUUAUUUUAUUGCAUUGAAUGGAGAGAAAAAAGCCAGAGAGUCUCUGAUGUGAUCCAGGCUGUAGUGUUUUCACCUCAAGGACAUUUGUAGCAGAUAUUCCUUUUUGAAAGUUUUAAGUCAAUAUAUAUCGGUGGAAACAUCUUUCACACUGUGUCAAUGUUAGUAAGUUGUCAUGUACCAGUUAUUAAGGCAAUAAUUUCUAUGGUUAUCAAAGGUGUUGUAUGUAAGCAUUGUCAUCCCUUGCAAAUGGACAUUGUAUAGUUUUUAAAUACCAUGUUCUUUUGGUUGCUAUUCACAAAUAUAUACUGGUCCACCAUAUGGCCAUGCUUGGUUGGAGCCUAACAGCAAUAUGACCCACAGCCUGGUUAUUGGGUGUGGCCCAGAAUUUAAUGCUGUAUGUGGAAAUUGUAUCCAAUACUGAUAGCAAAACAUCAUAUUCUUGUAACUGCUAUAUUGGUAAUAUGUCCAAUUAGAUACCAAUUAAAAUUGGCAAAAACAGCCCAAAGAUAACCUGUGUUAAGGAUGACAACAACAACAACAACAAUAACAACAACAAUAAUAAUAAUAUUAUCACAUUAACUAAUCCUUUAUUAUUUUAACAGAGCAGAAUAACAUUUGAUUAUGCAUCACUGUGACCACAGUGGCUGGUUAUUUGGCUCCACAGUAAUCAGUCCGUACAUUUGUGAAUGGGUAGCAUUGUUUUUAGGAUUAAAUAAAAUAGAGAGUCCUUUUUUUAAAAAAAGUACUACAAUGUAAAUACAACAUAAGCCUGUUUUGCAUCACUGUGGAAAUAAAACAACUUAGCUAUCUCAUAGUUUUAUGGGUUUUUACCUGUGAUUUUCUUCCUUAGCGACUUGCAUGUCCAUGUCUUAGCAGAGAAACUACAAAAUUACAGAGGCGUGAGGAUUUAGAGGAUUUAGAAAAACUGGGGAUUAAAUUGGGUCCACUGCACACAACUCCACGGUAGACAAUACUUUGAUGAAUAUAAUAUUAAUAAUAAUUACAAAACCUCCACACCUACAUGAACUUAUUCCAUGCUGUCAAGUGAUACACUCACGACAACAGAGACUGAAUAAGUUCAACCAGGUGUUUCCAACCUGCAUUAAUCACACUGUCACAUGACAUGUUUCAUAAGUACACUUUCAGUUACCCUCUUGUUUUGUGCAUAUGUACUGCUGUUGAAACACACGUGCCACACACACAAAGGCGCGCACACGCCUACCCAUUUGACCUGUUGAUCAACCGUUGGAGCUCUUUGACCAGAGAGGUGUGUUUAGUCAGCAUCCUGAGCCAGUUGCUGCAAGGUGUGAAGAACUCAGGUUACCGGAGACUAAUAAUCUACGUGUGUGUUUUUAGUUCGUUUUGAGGUCAAUUA